Messenger RNA from Vicia villosa (hairy vetch), 651 nucleotides. RefSeq lists its product as uncharacterized. The record is from RefSeq and is a predicted model, not a curated record. NCBI's taxonomy places the organism in Eukaryota, Viridiplantae, Streptophyta, Magnoliopsida, Fabales, Fabaceae. The transcript has a single exon. Bases 1 to 651 code for a protein of 216 amino acids.
AUGGGUGUUCAUAAAGAUGAGGUGGUUUGGGAUCAUAAAGGGGAAAAUUAUUUUUUGGUUGCUUCUUGUUACGAGCCUUAUGCUUGUCAUCGUACGCUUUUGGGUCCUUUUGGUAGAUUUUUUGAGGCUAGAUCUUUGGUUUGGAAGGCGGAUGUUCCUUUUAAGAUUAAGGCUUUUGGUUGGAGGCUCCUUGCUAAUAGACUUCCAACAAAGGAUCUCUUGGUGUUAAGAGGUAUUUCUAUUCCUUCCGAAAAUUUAAAUUGCUCUUUUUGUCAUAUUGUUCCGGAAAAUCGGGAUCAUUAUUUUUUUGCUUGCCCUUGUGUAAAGCGUAUUUGGAGGGAUAUAGCCUUUUGGAUAGGAAAAGAUGGAAUAGGGGAGGAAGAGAGCUUGUCAAAUUUUAUGGAUUGGCACUCUUUUUGUAAAUCUAAAAAAGUAGGUGUAAAGAAAUUAGAUGUCAUUUGGUUGGCCACGACUUGGUCCAUAUGGUUGAGUCGAAAUGGGGCUUGUUUUCGGUUGGAGGAUUGGAUUUUAGAUGAUUUGGUUUGGAGCAUCAAAUGCUUGGUUUGGAGGUGGUCCUUUUGCGGAGAAAUUACCCACGCCAAUUAUACUUAUUAUGAUUUUGUUAAGGAACCUUUGAGGUUCUUGUCAUAA